AUGUAUAUGAAGCUUUUCACUAUUCUUUUGUUUACUGCGUUGUCUCUUGUUCUCUCUGCGAUAGCCGUACCACUGUCCAGAGCCAAAGGCUUUUCCCAUGAUGGGGUGAUUCACUUCAUCAGAGACAAUCGGACCUUGAUCUCUAUCAUUGUACAAGUUCUCUCGACUUUGCUUGCUCUCAGCCAGACUUAUGUCGUCACAUCCCUCAUUGGACUAGCCACCAAUGCCAGGCUACUCCACAGAAACCCACCCAGACUCGACACAUUGAAGCUUCUACAGGCCAUAACGGCCAAGUCUCCAAUCUUUGAGAAGGGUAGCAAGAAGGCAUCAUUGAUCUCUGUGGUUUGUCUGCUACUCCUCCAGCUCCCUGCUGCACUCUGGGCCGGCUCAAUCACACCGACCAUCAAUGAGCUUACAGAGAAAACGAUGGUUGAAGUUCCUGACUUUGAUCAAGCGACGUCCAAAUACUGGGCAUCUCGAUGUGCUCCUGCUCAGCCUUGCGACGAACUCUUGGGAGGGACCCAAGACUUGGGCACUUUUUCCUAUGUGAACUGGAAAGCAAGGACAGGUCUGUUGGCCAAUUCCGUCUCGCAAGCCUCUUCGCGGAAUUUGUCUACACCAGUUUACCAAAAACUUGACGGCACGGGCUACUUUUAUCACGGCCGAUCAUACGGGGUUGGCUCGGCUAUUGGACUGUUGCAGCCUAUGUACUCGGGUGAUCAGAAUGCUAUCAUCCGCAGAUAUUCAUUCGUCGAGGACGGAUACUAUGCCAACGUUUCUUGUCACUACAAUAGAUCCAGCCAAUUGUCGUUUGCCAAGUCAGACAGGGUGAGCACGCCCGACGGGAUCUACGGUCCUCAAGGAUACUGGGUUCAUGGCUCACUUCCCAACGGCGAAUGGGCAGGCUUCCCCACCUGGGGAGUCUUGUAUGAGGGUUUCACUGCAUCAAUAGCAGCUGUCAACAACCAGUCGCGUUACAUGUACGGGUUCUUAGCUGGCGAUGCUUACUCCAUGUUGAACCAGACCCAGUGCGAGGUCUGGUUCACACCGUCACGCUUCAAUGUCAGCGUUGAUAUGGAUGCAAAGAACAUAUCAGUCACUUUGUCCCAACACAAGGCAUUGGAUAUUGAUCCAAGUAGAGCCUUGGUCAACAUAUCAUUUCAUGGAGUUGGGUAUCUAUCGCAGACAUUGACGACCCUGUAUACGUCCGUCCUUGGUGAUUCCUUCCGUCGCAACGUCGAAAAUGUACAGAGCAGGGCCCAGCGUAAAGAGGUCACCGAUCAAGAUGUCGUUGAAGCGGUCGAAGAUGGUCUUCGGCUUUUGCUUGACCAUUUUCUUGAGGGGAGCGGAGCCGCUCAGGUAAUGCUACUGCGAAAGACUAAACCCAUGAGUGGUACAAUUACGAUCCAAGUCUUCCGUAUAGGAGUUUUCUGGUCCGCAUUGUCGUUGUUGUUUAUUUCCACACUUAUUGCAGCCGCUGCGAUGAUGUUAUAUUACAAAUACGGCCUCUGGAGUAAGAUAUGGUCUGAUGCAGAAUGCGAUUUCAUGGACUUCAAGUCAGCGAUUCUGGGUUCACUCAAAGGAUCAAGGUCUGAAAUAGAGCUUGUCAAGGCGUGGAAUGGCCAAUCUGAGGACAGACAAGUCGGUGAAUUGCGGGUGCAGGCCAACAGGGAACACUUAACCUUAACUGUAGGGCUACAAACCGGCAAUUACAUCCACUUAUCAGACCUAAGUAUUUAA
Fusarium oxysporum Fo47 is the source of this 1740-nucleotide messenger RNA. RefSeq lists its product as uncharacterized. Bases 1 to 1740 code for a protein of 579 amino acids. The transcript has 2 exons. Lineage: Eukaryota; Fungi; Ascomycota; Sordariomycetes; Hypocreales; Nectriaceae. The record is from RefSeq and is a predicted model, not a curated record.